AUGGAGAUGAUGCAUCUGGUGACCCAUGUCCCCAUGAUGAUCAUGCACCUCCUGGCCCAUGUCUGGUGGCCCAUGUCUGGUGGCCCAUGUCCCCAAGGAGAUGAUGCAUCUGGUGGCCCAUGUCUGGUGGCCCAUGUCCACAUGCAGAUGCUGCACCUCCUGCCCCACAUCCCCAAGGAGAGGAUGCACCUCCUGGCCCAUGUCUGGUGGCCCAUGUCUGCGACGGGCCGGUGCGUGGCCGCGGCGCCGGGGCGGGACGAGGACAGGAUCAUCGGGGGCUACCCCUGUGUCCCCUUCUCCCAGCCCUGGCAGGUCUUUAUCUACAGCCCCGUGCGCUGCGGGGGGAUCCUGCUCAGAGACUCCUGGGUGCUGACGGCAGCACACUGCAACAGCAGGGGUCUUCGCCUCCGCCUAGGGGAGAACAACCUGCAGCAGUCGGAGGGGACGGAGCAGAACCGGCUGGUGGCCAAAGUCAUCCCGCACCCGGCGUUCAACCCCAGCACCCUGGACAGCGACCUGAUGCUGCUGAAGCUGCAGCGGCCGGUGGAGCUGACGCGGGCCGUGCGCCCCCUGCCCCUGCCCCGCUCCUGCGCGCCCCCCGGCUCCUCCUGCCUGGUCUCGGGCUGGGGAACCGUCACCAGCCCCCAAGUGACGCUGCCGCGGCUGCUGGUGUGCGCGGACGUGGAGCUGCUGUCGGCCGCCGCCUGUCGCCGCUCGUACCCGCAGCGCGUCACCGACAACAUGUUGUGCGCCGGGGUGCGGGACCAACGCGUCGACUCGUGUCAGGGUGACUCUGGGGGUCCCCUGUCCUGCAAUGGGACCCUCCAGGGCAUCGUGUCCUGGGGGCUGCAGACUUGUGCCCUGCCAGGACGUCCUGGGGUCUACACCAGAGUCUGCAACUUCGUGGGGUGGAUCCAGGACACCAUGAACAACAAUUGA
Colius striatus (speckled mousebird) is the source of this 939-nucleotide messenger RNA. RefSeq names its product trypsin-like. Gene Ontology annotation, biological process: proteolysis. The coding region runs from base 1 to 939 and encodes 312 amino acids. The record is from RefSeq and is a predicted model, not a curated record. Gene Ontology annotation, molecular function: serine-type endopeptidase activity. Lineage: Eukaryota; Metazoa; Chordata; Aves; Coliiformes; Coliidae. The transcript is spliced from 5 exons.